This is a messenger RNA of Teleopsis dalmanni, 4741 nucleotides long. It is a transcript of the gene Eps-15, whose product is annotated as epidermal growth factor receptor substrate 15-like 1. The record is from RefSeq and is a predicted model, not a curated record. The coding region runs from base 426 to 4532 and encodes 1368 amino acids. Gene Ontology annotation, cellular component: clathrin coat of coated pit; plasma membrane; cytoplasm. Gene Ontology annotation, biological process: endosomal transport; endocytosis. Lineage: Eukaryota; Metazoa; Arthropoda; Insecta; Diptera; Diopsidae. The transcript has 14 exons. Gene Ontology annotation, molecular function: calcium ion binding; cadherin binding.
UGCAUCGGGUUUGUAUGUCAGUAAUCACUUCGUAAGUUUGACAUAUUGCAAUUCGAACAUGAUAGGUGUUUGUAGUUAUAUUUUGUCAAAAUUGCUUAGUAAAAAAUAAAAACUUUGGGAAAAAAAUAAGAACAAAAUUAAUGAGUGUGGUUAUUAAUUAAUUGUUUAAUUAAGUUAUGGAAACUAGUGAAAAUUAUAAGUCAAUAUAAAUUAUAAUUAAUGUGAGCAAAAAUAGAGGGUGUCAACCAAAUAAAAAGCAAGCGUUAAGGAAGUUCACCACGCACCCAACAUAGUGUGGUUAAAUCAAUACCAUUUAGAAUUUCGCUGUUUAUCGAUUUUCUGAUAAGAAUUUUUCGAAUAACAUCUUUUCAAUUGGAAAAUUCGGAACAAAAUUAAUUGAAAAGGGCACAAAAUAAAUAAUUAAAAUGAAUUUAGAUUUUGCGAAAGUCUGUGGUAAACACAGUAUGAUAUAUGAAGCAUAUUAUAAACAGAUUGACCCAAAAGGGUCAGGAGCAAUUGAGGCGAUGACUGCAGCGAAAUUUUUAAAAAAGUCUGGUCUUAGCGAUGUAGUGUUGAGUCGAGUAUGGGAUUUAUCAGAUCCGAAUGGAAAAGGUUUUUUAGACAAACCUGGAUUUUUUGUAGCACUGAAAUUAGUAUCCUUGGCACAAAGUGGACAAGUGAUCAAUAUGAGCAAUAUUUAUAUGGACACAACAAAUCCACCAAAAGUGGGUGAUCUACCGAAAAUCAUGCCGCCUCGCAUACAAACAGUGCCCGUUUCUAGUGGCGGAGUAGCGAACGGUGACUGGUCGAUAAGUGUCAUUGACCGCUUGAAAUACGAGCAACUUUUCGAAUCACUGAAACCAGUAAAUGGUAUGCUGCCUGGAAAUAAAGUUAAAGGAGUUUUAAUGGAUUCAAAAUUACCAAUGGACACAUUAGGCAAGAUAUGGGAUCUUGCAGAUCAGGAUAAAGAUGGCAAUUUAGACAAACAUGAGUUCAUUGUAGCAAUGCAUCUCAUUUAUCAAACUUUGGAUAAACGUACAGUGCCUGAUAUGUUACCACGAGAAUUACGUAAACCUGCUGGUGGUGGAGUGCCGCCACCAAAACCAGCACCACCAGCGAAUGCAGCGGUACCUCGUGCACCUAGCGGUGAAGGAUUUGGUGAUGGUGGUUUCGUUGCUAAUUUUCCAAAAGAUAUUGCACCACCACCAGCAAUACCAACAAUACCAGCUGCCAUACCACCAAUGACACGUGUUCCGCCAGUCGGUGGCCCUCAGCCACUAAUAUCAACAGAUCCUUUAAUACCUAUUGGCGCACCGCCAUCAGUAACUGCCAAUGUGGAUUGGGUUGUAACACCAAGUGAACUAAAACGAUACGAAGUUAUGUUUCGAGAUUCGGAUCGUGAUAAAGAUGGACUUGUUUCUGGCAUUGAAGUGAAGAACAUAUUUCUGCAGUCUGGGGUACCACAAAAUUUAUUAGCGCAUAUAUGGGCUCUUUGUGAUACAAAUGUCUCUGGCAAGCUAACAUUAGAACAGUUUGGCUUAGCAAUGUGGAUGGUGGAACGUAAACAGAAUGGUAUAGAUCCUCCACAAGUUUUGACAGCAGCUAUGGUGCCACCAUCUAUGCGUGCAAUUGUGUCUGGUGUUGAUGUACAACCACAGUUGGAGCCUAAACCUACAUAUACCAAUCCCGAACUGGAAAUGAUAUCCAAAGAAAUCGAAGAGUUAGCAAAAGAACGUCACGCACUCGAAACAGAAACUGCACAAAAAGAGGCGGAUAUACGUAUAAAAUCCGGCGAAGUGCGCAGUUUACAGAGCGAGUUAGACACUUUAACUGCAACAUUAAAACAAUUAGAAAAUCAGCGUGGUGAGGCACAAAAGCGUUUGGAUGAUCUUAAAGCGCAAAGUGUUGAAAAUCAAGCUGAAAAGGUUAAUUUGAAUUCAAAUAUAACUGAUGUGCUUUAUCAGGAAAAACAAAAACUCAAAAUUGUUAAUAAAAUACGUGAACAAUGUCAGAAACAAGAAGAGACCAUAAAUGAACAGGAAGGUGAACUAAAUUCGAAGCGCUCAGAAUUACAAAAACUGAAGGAUGAAGAAACGGCACUACAAAAGGAAUAUGAUGAGAAAAAUCGGGAACUACAAAAAAUUUCCAAGCACUUGCAGGAUACGCAAUUACAAAUAAGUUCGGUGCGCUCUGUUGUAACAGAGCUAUUAGAGAUACAGCGACAAAUGACGGAUGCUUUAUUGAUGUGUCGUGCAGCUAUUGAAAAUCAAGAAGCUGAGUUAGUAACUGAGUAUCAAUUAAAAAUUGAACCAGACUUUGAUGAUGCGAAAAGAACUUUGGAGAAAAAGAUUGAAGAACCAAAAUCUGAUCCUUUCGAUGAUAAUAAAACAUCUACUAAUACUAAUAUAAAUAAUACUGGUUUCGUUAGUAAUGGUUUCGAAAAUGAUCCAUUCGCUGGUACAAAUGUUACUAACCCUAUACGAACUGGUUUUGAUGAUAGUUUUAGUGCCACAACUGGAUUUGAUAGUGGUUUUGAUGCUUUUGGCAGUAAUGUGGGUUCAUUUGGACAGCAAUCAGAUCCAUUUGGUGGUGAUGCAUUUGGUGCUAAUAAAACAAAUACAGCAAUAACCCCAGAGCCGGGAAAGGAUGAUUUUGGUAGCGAUCCAUUUGCGGCUUUACAUGCACCUACUGGUCAAGGACAAGUCCUAAGUCCAAAUACACAAAAAUCAGGACCACCACCAAGACCAGAGUCACCAAGUCCAGCCUUGCCACCUAAAAAAUCAAAAGUACCACCACCGCGACCAGCACCGCCUCGUCCAGUACAGGGACCAGUACGUACAACUCAACCUACUAUGGAUGCAUUCGGUUCAACUUCGACAAGUGGGGGAUUUGCUGAUUUUGACGAUUUCGACAAUAAGAUAUCAAGCAUUCCAUCAACACAAACAAAUUCUUCAAAUUUAUCAAAUGCAUUUUUGACAUCCAAGACGACGACCACGCUUAGCAAAGAUUUUGCAUUUUUUGAAAACAAUACCACAAACACAUUUUUAAGUUCCACAUCAUCACCACUGACAUUUGAAAGCAAUUCUGACACAUUAACAACAAAUGCAAUUUCCAAUAACCCAACAAAGCGUGCCAUAACACCACUGCAGCUGGCUGCAAGCGAUUUCCCAACAAUAACAGGCUCAACGAAUACUCUAAAUGCAAAGAAAAAUGAUGGUGCUACUGCUGUGACUGCUGUCAUAACAGGACCUACGGAUUUCAAGGAUGAUCCUUUCAAAGAUUAUCGAUACGAAGAUCCUUUCAAUAUAAAGGAUCCGUUCGAUGAUCAGGAGAAUAAUGAACUGAACUGUGAAAAUACUGAUAAACUGUUUAAGGAUGACUUGAGCUCAGACGAUGAUGAAAUUAAAACUAACACCUCGAAUAAUCACCUAGAACCAAAUAUUUCAAAUGCUAAAAGGUAUUCACCACUCAAUGAUAUAGCAUCGAAAGUGAAUGCCUUUAGUAUGAAUAGUAGUCCAGAACCCACAAAUAACAAUACACUCGGAUCAAAUUUGGUUACAAAUCUGAACGUUAGGAGUAGUAGUACAAAUGUAUGCACUACCGGAGAAAGCAGUCCACUCAGUGAUAAUGCGAAAUCCCAACGCAGUACACCUGCACCAGUUGUUACCAGUAGCAGUGAUGCUUUUGAUAAUUUUGCAGAUUUCGAUGCUUUUGCCGCGAACUCAACAAUGAAAAAUAGCAACGAUAAAUAUGCACCAUUAAAUACUAUUGUUAGUGGAACGAACAACAAUAGUAAUAAUAUGGAUAGUAUCGAUUUUAAUGAUCCUUUCUUUAGUACAUUUAAUACCAAAACAGCUGAUGCUAGUACAAAAAUGAAAAGUUCUAAUAAAUUCGUAGAUCCGUUUGGUGAUGUAAAUGCAAGUGCUUUUGAGUGUGCGAAAAACAUAGGUAGUCCGUUCGAUCCAUUUUCAAUAAAUUCUAAUAAAGAUAUAAACAUAUCAUCAGAAAACACUGAUAGUAAAAUCAUAAAUAAAACUACUGCAAAAUCUCCUGUCACAAUAUUUGAUGAUUUCAAUAAAAAUUUAUUUGAAGAUGACUUUUCAAAAAUUAAAAAUACAAAGGAUGAUAAACUCAAUUUUAAUUUCGAUCAUUUAAAUACAAAUAAUAAUGAUAUUAUCAAUCAAACAGCAACAAUAAAUGAUAAUUUUGCUUCUUUCGAUGCUUUUAAUACGGACACAAAAUUUCCAACCUAUUUCGAUAAUGCACUUAAUAACUCCAAAAAUUUCAAAAGUGCUACCACUACACAGGAUUUAGCUAAAGUUGAUCCUAUUAAAGAUCAGUCAUUGUUUAAAUUAACAAAAUUACAAAAUGAAACAACUUUGACUAAGACAUUAAAUACCUCAACAAAAUCUAAUAUAAUCGACGGGAAUGGUGCUAAAUUACCUGAUAAAUUUGCAUCCGAUUAUUCAAAGCCGGAGACAUUCCAUGAUGAUUUGGAAGAGGCAUUGAAACGUAGUAUGUUAGAUCAAUAGUAAAGCUAUAUUUAAUAACAAAAGUAACAAUAUAUUUUCUAAUAGCUAUUUCAUUAAACUAUCUAUUAAAAUAAUCAAAACAGAUAAUAUUAAUAAGUAAAGUGUCCAGCAGUGCUUUAUAUCACAAAAUGUAUUCUACGCAUAUUAAUAUAUAUAUAUUUUUGUAAAGUUAUUAAUUCCCUCUAUGUGAUAAUGUGUUAGUAAUUUAU